AUGCUAACAGAAGAGGGUGUCGCCGACAUGAAGGAGAACUUCACGGCCCUGAUCGGCUCCCAGCUGCCGCUGCCCACGGAGGAGCAGCGGACCCGUGCGGCGGAACAGCUGGAGCAGUUGUAUUUUGGGGACGAGGGCUUCUCUACAGAGGAUAUGCAAGCUGUUGUUGAUAUGCCUGGCCUGCUUUCCGACGUGUACUUCAUACAACCAGCGGACUCCUUCGCUAGGGCCGUGGCGAACUUCAGCAACAUACCUGUUUACUUCUAUUACUUCAGCUACAACGGAACCGGCUAUAUAGAAUACGGUAUGAUGCAUGCCGGGGAAACCUCGUAUCUGUUUCCGAAAGGCAUACUGGGACCAGACACGGACCCUAACUCCAACGAUGGGAAGGUGGCAAGUCAGUUGACAACACUGUGGACCAAUUUCCGCAAAUACUGGUACGUCCUGUGA
Schistocerca serialis cubense is the source of this 450-nucleotide messenger RNA. RefSeq lists its product as uncharacterized. The transcript has 3 exons. Lineage: Eukaryota; Metazoa; Arthropoda; Insecta; Orthoptera; Acrididae. Bases 1 to 450 code for a protein of 149 amino acids. The record is from RefSeq and is a predicted model, not a curated record.